Molecule: messenger RNA, 2263 nt
Organism: Coregonus clupeaformis (lake whitefish)
Lineage: Eukaryota; Metazoa; Chordata; Actinopteri; Salmoniformes; Salmonidae
Product: ras association domain-containing protein 8-like
Exons: 6
Coding region: 537-1955 (472 amino acids)
Biological process (GO): signal transduction
Source: RefSeq, a predicted model, not a curated record
UCAGCAGCGUGUGUCAGGGCGGGGUGAAAGAGAGGGAGAGAGGGAGUGUGUGUUUCUGUAUGACAGAAAGGGAAGGGUAGAGAGAGGGAGAGUUCAGCAGUCACUCAGAUCUUCCUGAAGCAGCCAUUGAACGUGUGACGGAGAGAAAGAGAGAAACAGAAGAAAAAAGAGAGAGAAAGGAAGAAAGAGAGAGACAGAGGAGUAGUCGACAGACAGACCUGUUUAAUCUCCAGCCACCUCGUCUGACUCUGACCCCCGCUGGACUUUACCUCCCCUGACUCACUCACUCCCUCCCUCUUGCACUGGGACUACACUUCCUGAUCCCUCUCUCCAGUGCUCGGAGAGAGUGGAAUCUACCAGAGAGAAAGAGCGUGAGCGCGAGAGGGAGAGAGAGGGAGAGAGAGAGAGAGCAGUUAAGGAAGAUAUUUCCACACCUGAGUGGAGUCAGUAGUACCAUGCAGUGCUGAACUGAGCCGAACCGAGCGAAGUGGAUCUGAACUGAAGUCCUCAUUGCAUUUCGUAGCAUCGCGUCUCAGAUGGAGCUGAAGGUGUGGGUGGAUGGAGUUGUGCGCGUGGUCUGUGGCCUAUCAGAGGAGACUUCCUGCCAGGAUGUGGUCAUCGCACUGGCUCAGGCCAUUGGUCAGACGGGUCGCUACGUGCUGAUCCAGAGACUGAGAGAUUCAGAGAGGCAGCUGUUAGCCAAUGAAAGGCCCCUGGAGUCCCUGGCCAAGCUGGGCCAGCACAGCAACGACGUCCAGUUCUUCCUGCGCCGCACCGGCCCCAGCAGCAGCGAUGGACCAGGGUCUGGCUCUGGCUCCACCCAGGACCGUGUCGCCCCUCUUCCUCUGCCCAAACACCCCGAACCAGAGCCCCUCAAAUGCACCCAGCCCAAGAAGUCCCUCACCUUUAACCUGGGGCCCUCCACGUCCCCCAGAACCAAAGCCAAGCAGCUCAUCAGGAAGUCUCCCCGCGACUCCCCCAAAGAGAGGGCCUCACCAAGCCCCAUUCCUCCCCACCAUGCUCCUUCCCCCUCCCCACACACCCACUCCCCCUCUCCCUCUCCCUCCCCUCACUCUCCCUCUCCCUCCCCUCCUGUGGGCCCGUCCAAAGAGGAGGUCUUCCGGCAGAUUCUUCAGCAGCAGGAGAGGCUGAGGGCCAUUGAGGCCCAGCUGGAGGCCAUGGAGAGAGACUCUCGGUCCUGGAACAGGGCCUCCCCGGCCGCCUCUCCUUCCCCUGUCCCAGAGGCUUGCCUCCAGGAGGAAAUGGAGGCUCUGGAACAGGCAGCCAGGAGGAACCAGGCCGAGCUGGCCCACGAGACGUUCUGGCAGGAAGAGCUGCAGGCGGAGGUGGAGAGGGAGAGGGGGAUGAGGAGGAGGCUGGGGGAGCUCCAUGCCAAGAUGGACGACUGCGGCCGGCGACUCCACGACUUCUCGUCUCGCUCCGCCCAGCUGGAGCAGGAGAUCAAACGGGAGAGCCUGGGGGGCGGCGCCCAUGCUGGGAGGGCCAAUCAGGCGGGGGGUGAGGAGUCGCUAGGGGUGAUGAGGGCGGAGCUACAGAGCCAGGGGAGGCACAGCGAGGAGCUGGAGGGGGAGUUAUCGGAGACGGACAGGGCUAUGGGGAAGGCCGAGUCACUGCUACAGGAGAAGCAGGAGGAGUUGGAGGAGCUAAACAAAGAGUUGAGGCAGUGUAACCUGCAGCAGUUCAUCCAGCAGGCAGGAGUCCUGCCGACACACACACACUCACGCACAGACCUCAGCGACCAGCUGGACCAGCUUGAACUGGCUCAUCUGCUACAGGAAAGAUACAGGAACGGAGGCCUGGGCCUGCUCUCCUCAGAGUCGCCUCCCCGGCCCACAGCCAAGCAGUUCCUGGGACACCCCCGCAACCUGCAGAACCCGCUGGUGUCCAGCCUCAACCCAGAGGUCGUGACAUCCAGAGAGUCGUCAUGGAGAUAAAACAAGGAACGGCAGGGCCAAGGAGUUGUUCACUGUUCACUUAAUGUCACCACCACAUAUUCUAUUUAACCCGUCUGUCUUUAUACCUACUGUAUGUCUUUAUUAUUAUCAUCCAGAUUACCACAUAUACUAUAUACAUACUGUAUAUACUAGCUACAUAAAUAUAUUUACAGCAUUUUGCUACUGUACACUGCAAAGUACCUAUGUAUGAAAUGUAAAAUUAUUUAGGAAAACCUUUACCUAGAGAAUUAUUACAUUGUCUGUGUAUUUAAAUAUAAUAAAAGAUUGUGCACUGUGUGUUAGAUACA